AUGAGGCGAAAAAUUAAAGAAUCUUUGGAUGAUAAAAUUAUUGAAGUCUCAGAAGUACAUGUGUUUGGAAAAUUUAACACAUUUAAAAUGAGAUUGAAAAAACUCAUAGAUAUUUUAGAAAUCACAUUAACUUAUUCAAUUUUACAUAGUUCAACUAUUGAAGGAAUUGCUACAUUUGCUCAGAAGUUUACCUCGUUUUAUGAAAAAAUUAGUUCUCAACCUUAUGAUCCACUAGACUUCAGAAAAGCAGAUUUUGAUCCUGCUUACAAUCAAUUUAAAAAUAAUGUUAUUGAAACAGAACUUGAGCUUAGAAAGUUUUUUUAUGAAUCUAUAUCUGACUUGCCGAAUAUACAACUAACUUUAGUCAUGUUACAGAGGUAUUUAGUCUUAAUAAUUAAAAUUUAUGAAAAGAAUUUAAUCUAUUUCAUAAUUUUAAGAUUUCAGAAGUUAAAUUUUAAACAUCUUUGGAUAGACCGGAAGUAUUUAGAAUUAUCGAAAAUGUUUGAGGAUGAAAUAGCGGAAGUCAGAGAUAAAUAUAAUGAAGACAGAUCGAAUCCUCCUUUACCAAGAAAUAUUCCACCUAUAUCCGGCAGAAUCUUAUGGAUACGACAACUCAUGAAACGAAUAGAAAUGCCAAUGGAUAUUUAUAAAACGCGUCCCCGAGUUAUUGCGCAUGAAAGAAUGCAUAAAUGUAUUAAGAUGUAUAAUGCUUUAGUUGCUGUAUUUAUUCAUUACGAAAUGUUGCAUCAUAAUGCAUGGUACAAAUCAACUGAAAUUGUGCGACUGGCAUUAACAGCUCCGUUACUUGUACGAAAUCCACAAACCAAUAAGUAUGUAAUAAAUUUUGAUCCUUACAUAAUAGAAGUAAUUCGAGAAUCAGAAUAUAUGUUAAAAUUUGGUUUGGAUGUACCUGAUUUUAUAAAAAUUUUAUUUACAAUAAAAGAUUUAGUAGAGGAAAAUAACAAUUUAAGACGAUCGAUUCCACCACUAUUUUUGAAGUUAAUGAAACCUUGUCUUAUAGAACUUGAAGCUGCUUUUCAGCCAUGUCUAUCUAUUAUAACAUGGACUUCGCUAAUGUUUGACGAUUCGUCUGAAAAUAUGACUGAGGAAGCUGUAAAAGAAAUAAUUAACUUGUUUGUUGAUUUAAUAAAAGAUCCGAGUAUUGAGAAGACAAAGUACGAUUGGUUGGACCCAACAAAAGUAAGCAAAGCUGUUACUUCUCAAUCAAACUUAAUGGAAGGACCUUUUGAACCCGUAAAAUGUACAAGAAAAACAUUGGAAUUGAUGAAGAAAAUGGUUGGUUCAUCCAGUAUACUAUUUAAGAAAGUUUCGAUGUUAGAAACGGAAAAACCUUUGAUGCAAACAGAUUUUGUACUUCAAAUACCAAAUAUAAUAAUUGUUCCAUCUCUCGAUGAAUUGCAAAAUGAUUUUAAUCGAGUUAUGAAUAGUUUGUUUGAAGUUCAUAAAUAUGUGACUAUGUGGGGUCAACAAUACGAUAAAAAAUCUACAGCUGAUGUUCAACAAUUGGCGAAUUAUUAUGAGUAUAUUUCUGAUCAUAAAGAAAUAUUGCGAACUUCAAUGAGUUUACGAGGAGCAAUGCUCGUUUUGAAAGGUGACAUUUCGAAAGUUGGAAACAACCUCCCUGAGUAUUAUAUUAUUGGAUCUCUUCGUAUUAAUAUGGACAAGCUAAAAUUGGCACUUACAGUUGAAGCAAAAUCAUGGAAAACAACAUUAGGUUUAAUUUUAUCUAGUAUUUAUAAAGAGAAAUUAAAAAAGAUUUCAGAGUAUAUUGUGAAUAAGAAUAAGCCAUUAAUACGAGUUAUUAAGGAUUUGGAAGAUGUACGAGUUGCUAUGAAAUGUCUGUCGGAACUUCGAGAAGAUUUCAUAUCAAUGGAUCAAGAGUUAAUUCAUACCGAAGAAGUUUAUACACUUCUGGCGACAUUUGAAAUUGAAAUUUCUAAGGAAGAGCAGGAUAUCGUUAAUAGUUUUCGUUAUAAUUUUACUAACAUGCUUCAAAUGGCAAAAGGAGUUCAAGAUAAAAUCUGUAAAAUGCAAGAGCCAUUAAAAUAUGAACUUGUUCAUGGAAUGGCUAUUCUUAAAAAUGAAAUUCUGGAAUUUGACAAAGAUUUUGAUAUAAAAGGACCGUUGAUUGUUGGAAUCUCGGCGAAAGAAGCCAGUGAAAGAGUACUCUUUUUCCAAGCAUGGUUUACUGAUUUGGCAGAAAGAUUUGAAACUUACAGUAGUGGAGAAAGUUUGUUUGGCCUUGAAAGUACUGACUAUCCAAUACUAAAUAAGCGUAAAAGAGAGCUUAAUCUAUUACAAAAGUUAUAUUCAUUAUAUUUACAAGUUACGCGAUCUAUAGAUGGUUAUUUUGAAAUUCCUUGGUCAGAAAUCGAUACAGAUGUGAUUAAUACAGAGCUUACUGACUUUCAGAACAGAUGUCGAAGAUUACCGAGAGCCUUAAGGGAAUGGCCAGCAUACAUUGAGUUAAAAAAAAAAAUAGAUGAUUUUAAUCAAACGUGUCCACUUUUGGAACUGAUGGCUAAUAAAGCCAUGAAAGAACGACAUUGGAAGAGAAUGUCCGAAUUAUGCGAUUAUGUAUUUGAUAUCGAGUCGGAAACUUUUAAUUUAGCCAUUGUUAUGAAAGCUCCUUUAUUGGAAAACAAAGACGAUGUUGAGGAUAUUUGUAUAAGUGCAAUUAAAGAGAAGGAUAUUGAAAGUAAACUUAAGCAAGUAAUUGCUGAUUGGUCUAUAGUAAAUUUGGAAUUUUCUAAUUUUAAACAAAGAGGCGAACUUUUAUUGAAAGGUACAGAAACUCAAGAGAUAAUUUCUCAAUUGGAAGAUAGCUUAAUGGUUAUAAGCUCAUUAUUAGCUAAUCGAUACAAUGCACCAUUUAAAAAUGACAUUCAAAUUUGGCAGUAUAAGCUAAAUAAUACUUCUGAAAUAUUAGCCAAAUGGUUAAUUGUACAAAAUCUUUGGGCUUAUCUCGAAGCAGUUUUUAUUGGUGGCGAUAUAUCUAAACAAUUACCUACAGAAGCAAAGCGAUUUAAUGGUAUUGAUAAAUCGUGGACAAAAUUAAUGUAUCGUGCUCGUGAGAAAGUUAAUGCCGUUGAGACAUGUACAAGUGAUGAAACUAUGGGCCAAUUUCUCCCACAUUUAUUGGAGCAACUUGAAUCGUGCCAGAAAUCGCUUAGCGGGUAUCUUGAAACGAAAAGAGCGAUAUUUCCAAGAUUUUGUUUUAUCUCGGAUCCAAGCUUAUUAGAAAUAUUAGGCCAAGCUGCAGAUUCUCAUACAAUUAUUUCUUAUUUAGAUGGAUUCUUUGAUAAUAUUGAUACGAUGGAUUUCUCCGAGAAAGAAUAUGAUAAAAUUUUGUCGAUAUAUUCACGUGAAAAAGAAAAGAUUGUUCUGGAAGUCCCCGUAGUUUGCACCGGAAGUGUUGAAAAUUGGUUGAAAUCUCUUUUAAACAUGCAUUGUCAAUCCCUUGGGUCUGUUAUUGCUCAAGGCUUACAAAUUCUAACACAGCCAGAUACAGAUUUGUUAACAUUAAUUGAUAAUUCCAUACUCCAAGUUGGUUUGUUAGCAAUGCAAGUUCUAUGGACUACUCAAUCAGAGCAAGCAAUAAAACUUUCUCUGAAAGAUAGAACUAUAAUGAAAAAGACAAAUCAGUGGUUUCUUGAUCUGUUGAAUAGACUUAUCGAAGUUACGAUUAAAGAUUUAACAAAAUACGAAAGACAAAAAUAUGAAGCUUUAAUCACCAUUCAUGUUCACCAAAAAGAUAUUUUUGACGAUUUAUGCCGAUUUAGAAUAAAAAAUUUGCAAGAUUUUGAAUGGUUAAAACAAGCUCGCUUUUAUUAUGAUGAAGACUUAGAAAAUGUACCAAUUAAAAUUACCGACGUUACGAUUCUUUACCAAAAUGAAUUCUUAGGUUGUACGGAUCGUCUCGUCGUUACGCCAUUGACUGACAGAUGUUACAUAACAUUAGCACAAGCAGUUGGUAUGAAUUUUGGUGGUGCUCCGGCUGGACCCGCUGGUACAGGAAAAACAGAAACUGUCAAAGAUAUGGGAAAAGCUUUAGGCAAAUAUGUCGUUGUAUUUAAUUGUUCCGAUCAAAUGGAUUUUAGAGGAUUAGGAAGAAUUUUUAAGGGUUUAGCACAAUCUGGAACCUGGGGAUGUUUUGAUGAAUUUAAUCGAAUUGAAUUACCUGUUCUUUCUGUUGCAGCUCAACAGAUUGCAAUUAUUUUAAAUGCAAAAAAAGAUAAAAAAACUAAUUUUUUAUUCAGCGAUGGUGAAACAUAUUCUAUCGAUUAUGAAUUUGGUCUAUUUAUUACUAUGAAUCCUGGAUAUGCUGGUCGACAAGAAUUACCUGAGAAUUUAAAAAUAAUGUUUCGAAGUGUAGCUAUGAUGGUUCCUGACAGACAAAUUAUUAUGCGUGUGAAGUUAGCAGCUUGUGGUUUUAAAGAGAAUAUAAUAUUAUCACGAAAAUUUUUCACACUCUAUAAGCUUUGCGAAGAACAAUUGAGUAAACAAGUUCAUUAUGAUUUUGGUUUAAGAAAUAUAUUAUCUUGUUUAAGAACUCUCGGUGCUCAAAAAAGGGCUCAUCCAGAUGAUUCUGAAGAAACAAGUUUAAUGAGAGUAUUAAGAGAUAUGAAUUUAUCAAAGUUAGUUGACGAAGAUGAGCCUUUAUUCUUUUCUCUUAUUGAUGAUAUGUUUCCCGGGGUUAAAUUAACAACUCAGACCUACAAGAACUUGCAAAAAAGUAUUUCUCAUGCUACCGAGGCUCUUGGCCUUAUAAAUCAUCCUGAAUGGAAUUUAAAAAUAAUUCAAUUAUAUGAAACUUCUCUUGUGCGACAUGGUUUAAUGGUUAUGGGACCCACUGGGUCUGGUAAAACCCGAUGCAUAUGGACUCUUAUGAAAGCACUGACUGAAUUAGGAAGUCCGCAUAAAGAAGUCCGUAUGAAUCCUAAGGCUAUAACAGCGCCAGAAAUGUUUGGUCGACUUGAUGCAACUACAAAUGAUUGGACAGAUGGAAUCUUCUCAACUUUGUGGCGGAGAUCGGCAUUAAUAAAAAAAAACGAAAAUUUAUGGAUUGUUUUAGAUGGUCCAGUUGAUGCUGUAUGGAUAGAAAAUUUGAAUUCUGUAUUAGAUGAUAAUAAAACGCUUACCUUAGCUAAUGGCGAUCGAAUGGUUAUGGCAUCAAAUUGUAAGCUUGUUUUUGAACCCGAUAAUAUUGAUAAUGCUUCACCCGCAACAGUCUCACGUAUGGGAAUGGUAUAUUUUAGUGCUUCUGUGUUGAAGUGGAAACCUAUUCUCGAGGCGUGGUUUUUGGGAAGGCGAAAUAAUGAAGUAUUACUCCUCCGAGAAUUAUUUAAUAAAAUUUAUGAUGAUGCGUAUCAAUUUGUGCAAUCUAAACUGGUGACAAAAAUGGUGCUUUUAGAGUCAAUGUAUAUAAAACAAUGCAUUGACAUAUUACAGGGAUUAUUUUUAAGCGAUGAAGCUAGUGAAAAAUUUUUCUUAUUUUCUAUGAUGUGGAGCCUUGGUGCAGUUCUUGAACAAGAUGAGCGUAUAGCUUUUCAAGAGUAUUUAUUACAACAUCCUUCGAAACUUAAUUGGCCCAAAUGCAAAAAUGAUGAAACAAUUUUUGAGUAUCUUGUAUCAAAGUUUGGAAAUUGGAUGCAUUGGAAUGAAAGAGUAGAAGUUUUUAAUUAUCCUAACGACAAAAUUCUAGAUUAUUAUACAAUUUUAGUGCCUAAUAUUGACAAUACAAGAAUGUUAUAUCUUAUCGAAUUAAUUGCAAAACAAGAUAAAGCUAUUUUAUUGAUCGGUGAACCGGGUACUGCAAAAACAGUUAUGAUAAAAAGCUUUAUGUCUAAAUAUGAUCCUGAGUUACAUCUAAAUAAAUCAUUUAAUUUUUCUUCUGCCUCCACACCAAACAUGGUUCAACGAAUUUUUGAGAGCUACGUUGAAAAGCGUGUAGGAAACACUUAUGGUCCACCAAAUGGUAGAAAAAUGACUGUUUUUAUUGACGAUAUAAGUAUGCCCGUAAUAAACGAAUGGGGUGAUCAAGUUACAAACGAGAUAGUGCGACAAAUUAUGGAAUACAAAGGAUUUUAUUCUUUAGAAAAACCAGGUGAUUUUGUAUUUCUACAAGACUUACUAAUACUCGCUGCAAUGAUUCAUCCUGGUGGUGGAAGAAAUGAUAUUCCUCCGAGAUUAAAAAGACAAUUUAAUAUAUUUAAUUGUACGCUACCUUCUGACAAAUCAAUGGAUACAAUUUUCAGAGCGAUUGGAGAAGGAUACUUUUGUCUGGAAAGAUUCCCUCCUUAUAUUGUAGAAUUUCUGCCAAAAUUAAUUCCUUUGACACGAACUAUAUGGCAACGCACGAAAAUAAAACUUUUACCAACUCCAGCAAAAUUCCAUUAUGUAUUUAAUUUACGAGACCUGUCACGUAUAUGGGAAGGAAUAUUAAAUAUUAAAAGGGAUGAGUGUGAUUCUAUCAAAAUAUUAUUAAAACUUUGGGAACAUGAAUGCACUAGAGCAAUUUCUGAUAGAUUUAUUGAAAUUAAUGAUACUACGUGGUUUAAAAAUAUGUUGCUUCAAACUGUUCGGGAAUUACUUGGUCCAGAUUUAAAAUACUACGAUCCAACGGAAACAUAUUUUGUGAACUUUCUACGUGAGCCCCCUGAACCUACUGGCGAUGAACCAGACGAUUUCGUAUUUGAAGCACCAAAAAUUUAUGAAGAAAUUCCAAGUUAUGAUAUUGUUAUUGCAAGAGUGAAGUCAUUUAUGGAACUGUUUAACGAAUGGAUUCGUGGAAUUACACUUGAUUUGGUAUUUUUUCACGAUGCUUUGGUACAUUUAAUACGAAUAUCUAGAAUUCUUGGGAUACCAAGAGGAAAUGCGAUGUUGGUCGGUAUUGGAGGAUCUGGCAAACAAUCCUUAACUCGACUUGCUUCUUUUAUAGCAGGUUAUAGCUUCUUUCAAAUAGUUUUAACCAGAUCUUAUAAUGUACAAAACCUAACAGAAGAUUUACGUAAUAUUUAUCGAAUCGCUGGGACAGGAUCUAAAGGACUUACUUUUAUUUUUACUGACAAUGAAAUAAAGGAAGAAAGCUUUCUUGAAUUUAUUAAUAAUAUUUUAAGCGUUGGUGAAGUAGCAAAUUUGUUUCCAAAAGAUGAACUUGAUGAGAUUCUUUCUAAUAUUGUACCUUUGAUGAAGAAAUUUGAUCCAAAAAGAAUACCUUCACAAGAUAAUUUAUACGAAUUUUUUAUAUCACGUGCACGAAAUAAUUUGCACAUUGUUCUAUGCUUUUCACCGAUAGGCGAAAAAUUCCGAUAUAGAGCAUUAAAAUUUCCUGGUUUAAUAUCUGGUUGCACGGUAAAUUGGUUUUUCCGAUGGCCUAAAGAUGCAUUAUAUGCAGUUAGUGCUUAUUUUAUGAAUUCAUAUAAUUUCGUCUGCACAAAUGAGGUUAAAAAUAAUUUAAUACAAAUAAUGGGUGAUGUGCAGGAUAAUGUGAGUGAUGAAUGUAUUAACUAUUAUAAUAGAUUUCGGCGACAGUGUUACGUAACGCCGAAAUCUUUUUUGACUUUUAUUGAAGCUUAUAAAUUACUUUACGAGGAAAAUUUGAAGAACAUUAAUGUUUUGGCAUACCGCAUGAGUAAUGGUUUAAAUAAGUUAGUAGAUGCUGCUGCGCAAGUUGAUGAUUUACGAAAAGUUUUGGUUAAAAACCAAGAAAAUAUUGCCAUAAAAAACGUACAAAUUGAAGCUAUUUUAGUGACGGUUAAUCAGAAAAAAGAAGAAGCGGAAACUGUAAAAUCUCAAGUGCAAGUAACAAAAGAUGAAGCCGAGAAUUUGUUAAAAAUAAUUUCAAGUGAAAAAGCGGCAGCCGAAAAGAAACUUUUAGCUGCCGAACCAGCCCUUUUAGAGGCCGAAGCUGCCUUGCUAACGAUUAAAGCCACUGAUAUUUCAACGGUACGAAAAUUAGCGAAGCCACCGUAUUUGAUAACCUUAAUUAUGGAUUGUGUUCUUAUUUUAUUUGGAAAAAAAUUAGAUCCUGUCGUACCCGAUCCUGGAAAACGUUUUCUUGUAUCUUCUUGGACUGAAGCUCUAAAAGUUUUGGCUGAUAAUAGAUUUCUUUUUAAUUUACAAAAUUUUCCAAAAGACAAUAUUAAUGCAGAAACCGUUGACUUAAUGAUGCCUUACUUGAAUUAUCAUCUAUAUAAUUAUGAAGCUGCAAAAUCAGCUUGCGGUAAUGUUGCUGGUUUGAUACAGUGGACUAUAUCUAUGAUUACAUUUUAUGACAUUAAUAAGGAUGUUCUUCCUUUGAAAGCAAAUUUAGCAGUACAACAAGGAAAGCACGAUGCGGCAAAUCGAAAUUUAGAAGUAGCUGAGAUGCUUUUGAAGGCCAAAGACGAAGACUUGAGACAAGUUCAAUAUGAAUUCGAUGCAAUUAUGGAUGAACGACAGAAAAUAAUCGAUUUAGCUGAUUUGUGCCAAAAAAAAAUGGAUACAGCCAAAGCAAUGAUCGAUGGAUUAUCAGAGGAACGAUCACGUUGGACGGGUCAGCUUGCAUUAUUCCAAUCUGAGAUCGAGCGACUAGUUGGCGAUGUUCUCAUAUUAACUGGAUUUUUAUCAUACUGCGGUCCUUUUAAUCAACAAUUCCGCAUACACUUACAGAAAAUGUGGGAGGAAUUUAUUAAAGAACGAAAAAUACCUGUGUCGCAAAAUAUUAACAUUAUUAAUUCCUUAUCUGAUACAGCAACGAUUGGAGAAUGGAGUUUACAAGAAUUACCAAAUGAUGAGCUUUCCAUUCAAAAUGCAAUAAUUGUAACAAAAGGUUCGCGAUAUCCUUUACUCAUUGAUCCUCAAUUACAAGGAAAAACUUGGGUAAUUAAUAAAGAGAAACAGUUUGAUUUGCAGUUGACAUUACUCACGCAUAAAUACUUCCGAAAUCACUUAGAAGAUAGCGUUUCUAUCGGUCGUCCUUUAUUAAUUCAGGAUGUUGGUGAAGAAUUAGAUCCUGUACUCGAUAAUUUACUAGAAAAAAAUUUUAUAAAAAUUGGUACAUCAUUGAAGGUUGUACUUGGAGAUAAAGAAGUUGAUAUUCAUAAAGACUUUCGAAUUUAUAUAACGUCGAAAUUACCAAAUCCGUCAUACCCACCUGAGGUUUUUGCUCGAACUUCGAUUAUAGACUUUACAGUAACUGUAAAAGGUUUAGAAGAUCAACUUUUAGGAAGAGUAAUUUUAAAAGAAAAGAACGAACUUGAGGCUGAAAGGACUCAACUAAUUGUAGAUGUUACAUUAAAUAGAAGAAAAAUAAAAGAUCUAGAAACAAAUCUGCUUCACAAAUUAACUACAGUUGAAGGUCCUUUAAUCGAAGAUAUAGAACUGAUGUCUGUAUUAAAUAAUACUAAGAAAACAGCCGCUGAAGUAAAUGAGAAAUUAAUUACUGCAAAAGAUACAGAAAUUAAAAUUAAUACAACUCGGGAAGAGUUUCGGCCUGUUGCAACGCGUGGCAGUGUCUUAUACUUUUUAAUUUGUGAUAUGGCAGCUGUUAAUUGCAUGUAUCAAACUUCUCUUCUUCAAUUCCUAGAUAGAUUUGACAUUUCGCUAGAAAAAUCAGAUAAAAGUCCAUUAAAUCAAAGACGAAUUAAUAAUAUUAUCGAAUACUUAACUUAUGAAAUAUAUAGAUACAAGGCUCGUGGUCUUUAUGAAGUUCAUAAAUUUAUGUUUAUUCUUCUUAUGACCUUGAAAAUUGAUUUGCAACGCGGUACUAUUUCACACAAAGAAUUUCAGUAUUUUUUAAAAGGCGGGGCAGCUCUAGAUUUAAAUGAUGUUGAACAAAAACCUCCUCAUAUCAAAUGGAUCACUGACAUUGUAUGGCUAAAUCUUGUGGCCUUGUCAUCUCAUACAAAAUUUCAGAACAUAUUGACUCAAGUUACAAGCUCUGAAAAAUUAUGGAAAAGUUGGUUUGAAAAGGAGGCACCAGAAGAAGAAAUAAUUCCAGAUGGUUAUAAUACUUUUGAUUCAUUUCGUCGUUUAUUACUGAUAAGGGCAUGGUGCAUGGACAGAGCUCUUUCGCAAUCGAAAAAGUAUAUAGCAAAUUCUCUCGGACAAAGGUAUGCGGAACCAAUAAUCGUCCUUUUGGAUGUAGUAUAUACAGAGUCAAAAACAAAUACACCAAUGAUUGGUCUUUUAAGUAUGGGCUCUGACCCAACACCAAAUAUAGAGCAAUUAGCUAAAAAAACGGAAAUAAUAUGUAAAACUAUCUCUAUGGGGCAAGGUCAGGAAGUUCAUGCAAGGAAAUUAAUAAACGACGCUCGAGUCGCUGGAUUUUGGGUACUUUGCCAAAAUUGUCAUUUAGGCUUGAAUUAUAUGAUAGAACUUGUAAAUUACUUUUUGGAAAUGACCGAAACCCAUCCACACUUUCGGGUGUGGAUCACAACCGAACCACACAAGGACUUUCCUAUAUCAUUGCUUCAAAUGUCUCUAAAGUUCACGUUUGAACCUCCUCAAGGUAUCAAAGCAGGACUACUUUCUACGUAUAGUAACAUGAAUCAAGAGAUGCUCGAUCAAUGCGAUUCCUCGCAAUAUAUUCCAUUAAUUUAUACAAUAUCAUUUAUGCACACUGUUGUUCAAGAACGACGAAAAUUUGGACCUCUCGGUUGGAAUAUUCCAUACGAAUUCAAUUCUUCUGAUUGGCUCGCUUCCUGCUUAUUUAUUAAUAAUCAUCUAAAUGAUUACGAUUCAAAGAUUGGAAUUAGUUGGCAAACCAUUCGUUAUAUGAUAGGUGAAGUUCAAUAUGGAGGACGUGUAACUGAUGAUUACGAUAAAAGGCUUUUAAAUACAUUUGCGAAAGUUUGGUUACAAGAAUCAAUAUUCGACAGUAACUUCAUAUUCUACAAAUCUUAUCCAAUAUUUAAUUAUAAACAAAUUAGCAAUUAUAUAUUAAAAAUACAAGAGCUGCCACCGACUGAUCCUCCUCAAGCUUAUGGACUCCAUUCCAAUGCAGAUAUUACAUAUCAGAGUAAUACAACUCAACUUAUUCUCGAUACAAUUAUAUUUGUUCAGCCGAAAGAAUCUGGAAGCGGUGGGGGUGAGUCGAGAGAAAUUGUAGUUUCAAAACAGGCAAAUGAAAUGUUAGAAAAAUUGCCACCUUCUUAUGAUCCAUUUGUAGUGAAGGAAAGAUUGCAAAUUAUGGGUAAUACAGCUCCAAUGAAUAUAUUUUUGAAACAAGAAAUUGAUCGAAUUCAAAUAGUUAUUGAUAUUGUACGAUUUACUUUAGAAAAUCUACUUCUUGCUAUUAAAGGAAUUAUUAUUAUGAAUGAGCAAUUACGAGAUGCAUUUGAUAAUUUUUAUGAUGCACGAAUUCCAGAAUUGUGGAAAGCUAAGUCAUGGCAAUCUGCAACACUUGGAUUUUGGUUUACAGAAUUGAUCGAACGGAACCAACAACUUUUUGAAUGGUUAUUUAAUGGAAGACCCCCUAAAUUUUGGAUGACUGGAUUCUUUAAUCCACAAGGAUUUUUAACUGCAAUGCGACAAGAAGUGACUCGUAUGCACAAAGGAUGGGCGUUAGAUAAUGUGACACUUCAUAAUGACGUUUUAAGAUUAGUUCAUGAGGAUAUAAAAACUCCUCCCAAUGAGGGAGUUUAUAUUUAUGGACUUUAUUUGGAAGGUGCUGGUUGGAAUAGAAAACAUAAUCGACUUUGCGAAUCAACUAAUAAAGUACUUUACGUUGUUAUGCCAGUGAUCCACAUUUAUGCACUUUAUAAUAUAACUGAUAAAAGUUCUAAAUUAUAUAAUUGCCCAGUUUAUACGAAACCUGUAAGGACAUAUAAUCACUUGGUAACUCCACUUUGGCUUCAAACUGAAAAACCGCCAGAUUUCUGGGUGCUUCGCGGAGUUGCAUUACUUUGCGAUAUUAAAUGA
Messenger RNA from Ceratosolen solmsi marchali, 11925 nucleotides. RefSeq names its product dynein heavy chain 8, axonemal kl-3 (gene kl-3). Gene Ontology annotation, molecular function: dynein light intermediate chain binding; minus-end-directed microtubule motor activity; ATP hydrolysis activity. Gene Ontology annotation, biological process: microtubule-based movement. Bases 1 to 11925 code for a protein of 3974 amino acids. Gene Ontology annotation, cellular component: axonemal dynein complex. Lineage: Eukaryota; Metazoa; Arthropoda; Insecta; Hymenoptera; Agaonidae. The transcript is spliced from 57 exons. The record is from RefSeq and is a predicted model, not a curated record.